This is a messenger RNA of Syngnathus acus (greater pipefish), 958 nucleotides long. RefSeq lists its product as uncharacterized. The coding region runs from base 75 to 674 and encodes 199 amino acids. NCBI's taxonomy places the organism in Eukaryota, Metazoa, Chordata, Actinopteri, Syngnathiformes, Syngnathidae. The transcript is spliced from 5 exons. Gene Ontology annotation, molecular function: adenine phosphoribosyltransferase activity. The record is from RefSeq and is a predicted model, not a curated record.
CCUCAGUGCCUCGCUUGCCAUUUGAGGCAAGCAGCCGCAGCGUUGCGUUACGCGGCGUGGCGCGGCGCAGCGGCAUGGACGUGUGGGCGCCACCCCCGGCGGACGGUGCGAGCAAAGCUAAAGGCUGGUAUCUGGCCCUGAUGGCGCCCAACAGCAAAGGGCCGGCCUUCGCCUGGCUGGACCCGUCCAGACUCUACUGCAACUCGCAGGCUCUGGCGGACUGCGUCAAAGACCUGCUCGCUCCCUUCCGCGACGACGCCAUCGACCUGGUGGCCGGCAUCGACGCCAUGGGAUUCAUCCUAGGGGCGUCCGUGGCCAGCACGCUGGGCAAAGGCUUCCUGGCGGUGCGCAAAGCGGGACAUCUUUGCGUGAGCAGCCAACGGCAGACCUACAGCGACUACACGGGCAGGGAGAAGACCAUGGAGGUACGAGACGACGUCAUCAGACCGGGCGUGAGGGUGUUGUUGGUGGACCAGUGGAUCGAGACCGGAGGAACCAUGAAGGCCGCCAUCCAGCUGCUGGAGAGGUUGGGUGCCACCGUGGUGGGCGUGGCCGCCGUGGCCGUGGAGAACUCGGAAGGAGGCAAGUGGAUUCGAGACCAUUACAAAUGCUCGCACUGCAUCCCUGAGGAACUCCAGAGCCAAAUUGAUGGGCAACAUUUGGACUCCUUCUAAAGCUUUGAGAAAUGAACGGACUUGACUCGGGUUUGAAACAUUCCCGUCAAAGAAAAAAAGUUGACUUUUGAAACCAACAGCACGCGACUUUUGCACGCAUUUUUUAACACUCAUUGGCAACAAAAGACGCACAAAGUUUGCAUCCUUUUAGCGAGACAGGCCUUCUUGCUAUCACUGGCAGCAAAUCUGAAGAAGGCAUGGGAAAGCAAAAAUGCCCGCAGCAAAUCCGUUAACUAAGUAUGAAUUUCUUUGGCAUGGUGGCGGCAGUUUGCGUGAAUGCAGAA